AUGAACAACAACAACAAUAAUAAUAAAAGACAAGCCAAAAUUUCGGCGUUAAAAACCAAAAUUGCAAAAACGAAAGAUAGAAAACCAGGUUUCUAUCAUUCUACAACUUUCCAUAACAUCGAACGCAUGACCAAGGACUGUGUAGACAGCCUUGAAAAAAGUAUGCACGAUGGCAUAGUAAAAUAUGUUUUGGAAAAGUUAAACAAUAGUCUAAAUGAGUUUCAAAACCGAAUGAGUGAAGAAGCUUUGACCUCAAAAAUUAAGAAAAAUUUCUCUAGAUUCUAA
Molecule: messenger RNA, 285 nt
Organism: Entrophospora sp. SA101
Lineage: Eukaryota; Fungi; Glomeromycota; Glomeromycetes; Entrophosporales; Entrophosporaceae
Source: the annotation of a GenBank genome assembly